This is a messenger RNA of Phytophthora infestans T30-4, 2555 nucleotides long. Its product is annotated as choline/Carnitine O-acyltransferase, putative. Gene Ontology annotation, biological process: fatty acid metabolic process; carnitine metabolic process. The record is from RefSeq and is a predicted model, not a curated record. Gene Ontology annotation, cellular component: mitochondrion. Gene Ontology annotation, molecular function: carnitine O-palmitoyltransferase activity. The coding region runs from base 171 to 2555 and encodes 794 amino acids. The transcript has a single exon. Lineage: Eukaryota; Oomycota; Peronosporomycetes; Peronosporales; Peronosporaceae.
CCACAUUCCGCUCAUUUGAAUCAGCUCUCACAUUUGAAUUGGCCACACACCACAGCGUUUCGUUCUAGAAAAAAAAACUGUUGUGACCAUCACUCCACAGCCUGUUGCCUUUCUUUCAAUCGACGCCACUUCCCAAUUUGCGAGCGCUCCGACACAAGCGAAAGGCAGCCAUGGCAGAAGCGCAUCAAGCCAUCGGCGUCUUCGACGAGCACAAGCGCGGCGUGGAGCUGCUGUACUCGGACGAGGGCAUCCGCAUCUCGUUCACCAUCCCUCCGCCUCACGAGAUCCGGCGCAGCGUCGUCCGCGAACUUUUCCACCUGCAACGAGCCGCCAAGCGUGGCGUGUACCCGGCGCCGCCGUUUGUAGCCAUCUUGACAGUGGUAGCGAUUUCGGUGAUCGUCGCGUUUUCCCCUACCGAAUCCUGGUGGCGCAGCGGACCCAUCUCGGUGGUCGUGUGGCAUGUUGGCAACUUCCUCAUGCCCUACUGGCACUUGUUGCCCAACUCGAUCUACGUGGCGUAUCUGGCUGCGUGGGCGGCCUUCCUGGGUCUCUUGUUGCUCAUGGCAGUGCAAAGACUGUUCCUACGUCUACUUCUAAGCUACAGAGGCUGGUUAUACCUCGCUCCAAGACAGAAGAGCCGCGUGGUGAUGGCCUGGGCCGCUUUGUUGAAGGUUUUCGGUGGCCGUCAUCCUCUGACCUACUCUUUCCAAGACGCUCUACCCAGACUACCCUUGCCACCUCUCAAAGACACCAUUCAGAGAUAUCUUAAGUCAGUACAUCCUCUACUGACUUCAAAAGAGUACGAGGAAGUGGAGCGCAUGGCCGACGAGUUCGUACACAAGGAAGGCCCGAAACUCCAGUUCUACCUGUACCUUAAGAGCUGGUGGUCGUCCAACUACGUGACGGACUGGUGGGAGAAAUACGUGUACCUCAAAGGCCGCUCGUCUCUCAUGAUCAACAGCAACUACUACGCUCUACCUGGAGCCAACCUCGACUUCAGUCUCACUAAAAAGCCUGUUGCCUUGGCCGCCGCUCUGGUGCACGAGUUCCUUCUCUUUAAGCAAGAUCUGGACAGAGAACACCUCGCCCCGCAACUUAUCCGUGGCAUUGUGCCACUCUGUAUGAGUCAAUACCAACGCAUCUUCUCGUGUACUCGCAUCCCAGGCCGAGAAACAGACACACUGAAGCUGUAUCACCACAAAUCCAAGCACAUUGCCGUGUUCUGCCACGGCCGCGUGUUCAAGAUGCCACUGUUUGAAAAAGGUCAGUACGGUAAAUUACUUACCAAGUUUGAGAUCCAGCGGCAAUUCGAGUGGAUUGAAGCCACGGCCUUGGCCACAGGAGCUCCCUCUAAAGCGGAGGAGAACUUGGCUGCUCUUACUGCCGCUGGACGUAUUGAAUGGGCGGAAAAUCGCGAGCAAUUUCUGUCUAGCGGCGUGAACAAACGCUCAUUGGAAGUGAUUGAGUCGGCGGUGUUCGUCGUGGUGCUGCAGAAUGAUGUAGCCAAAGACUGGACGUCGAUGGGCAAAGAUCUGAUUCAUGGAAAUGGCGGUAACCGCUGGUUCGAUAAGUCCUUUAACCUGGUUAUUUACAAGAACAGUGUUGCGGGUAUCAACGCGGAACACGCAUGGGCUGAUGCUCCUGUGAUGGCUCAUGCGUGGGAACAAGUUUACACAACACAAUGUUACACGAUCCCAUACGACGAUAACGGAGACACAUUGGUGCAGUCCGAAGACGAGCGCGAGUCAAAGAUACCGCCAUGUAGAAUGUUACAGUGGGACUUGUCCACAAGUCUUGAAGGCGCUGUACUUAAGUCACUUUCAGAUGCCGAGAAAGCCAUCAGCGACUUUGACCUGAAAGUCAUUUCGCAUACGGAUUAUGGCAAAGGGUUGAUCAAGAAGUUCCGAGUGAGUCCUGACGCCUUCAUUCAGAUGGCACUGCAACUUGCGUAUUACCGUAACUCGGGAACAAUUACGCAGACGUACGAGUCCAGUAUGACGCGGUUGUAUCGUGACGGUCGGACAGAAACUGUACGACCAGUGACGGAUGAAUCGAAGGAAUUUGUACUCGGUAUGGUGGACCCUAAACUGUCCGAUGCUGAGAAGUUGAAGCUACUGCAACAAGCUUGUGACGUCCAUCAGGACAGCUACCGCAACGCUAUGAGCGGCAAGGGAAUCGACCGGCAUUUGUUCACAUUGUACUGUGUGUCGGUGGGUUUCGGCCUCGAGUCGCCCUUCCUGAACAACGCACUUAGUCGUCCGUGGCGACUUUCGACGAGUCAACAGCCGCAACAGCAAACAGACAACUGGCGUCUUGUUGAGAAAGCUCUGGAAGGGACGCAGUACUCUAUGGAUGAUGCACGGUGCCCUGGCGGUGGCUUUGGUCCUGUCGCUGAAGAUGGCUACGGAGUCAGCUACAUGGUCGCAGGUGAGAAUAUGCUCGGCUUCCAUAUUUCCAGCAAGAAAUCGUGUACGUCUACUAGUUCAGACAAGUUUGCUGAAGAUAUCGAGCAAGCACUUGCCGACCUCAAGGCGCUGUGGCACCCCAAGGAGUAA